Molecule: messenger RNA, 5279 nt
Organism: Sorex araneus (European shrew)
Lineage: Eukaryota; Metazoa; Chordata; Mammalia; Eulipotyphla; Soricidae
Gene: CACHD1
Product: cache domain containing 1
Exons: 27
Coding region: 1-3873 (1290 amino acids)
Cellular component (GO): voltage-gated calcium channel complex
Molecular function (GO): voltage-gated calcium channel activity
Source: RefSeq, a predicted model, not a curated record
AUGGCCCGCGAGCCCGGCGGGGACCCGGCGGCGACGGCGACGGCGGCGGCGGCCGUGCUGGCGCGCCCGGGCUGCCCGGGCCGGGCCGGGGCCCCGCGGCCGCCCCGCUGGCUGCUCUGCCUGCUGGCGUGCUGGCUGCUGGGCGCCCGCGCCCGCGCCGACUUCUCCAUCCUGGACGAGGCGCGGGUGCUGGCGAGCCAGAUGCAGAGACUGUCGGCCGAGGAGCUGGGGGUCGUCACCAUGCAGCGGAUAUUCAAUUCCUUUGUUUACACUGAGAAAAUAUCCAAUGGAGAGAGUGAAGUACAGCAGCUAGCCAAGAAGAUCCGAGAGAAGUUCAACCGGUACUUGGACGUGGUGAACCGGAACAAGCAGGUGGUGGAGGCGUCCUACACGGCUCACCUGACCUCUCCCCUCACUGCCAUUCAGGACUGCUGCACCAUCCCGCCAUCCAUGAUGGAAUUCGAUGGGAAUUUUAAUACCAACGUGUCUAGAACCAUUAGUUGUGACCGACUUUCCACUACUGUGAAUAGCCGGGCCUUCAACCCAGGACGAGACUUAAAUUCAGUUCUCGCCGACAACCUGAAGUCCAACCCUGGGAUCAAGUGGCAGUACUUCAGCUCGGAAGAAGGCAUCUUCACUGUCUUCCCGGCGCACAAGUUCCGGUGUAAGGGCAGCUAUGAGCACCGCAGCAGACCCAUAUACGUCUCCACCGUCCGGCCCCAGUCCAAGCACAUCGUCGUCAUCCUGGACCACGGGGCCUCCGUCACCGACACCCAGCUGCAGAUCGCCAAGGACGCCGCCCAGGUCAUCCUCAGCGCCAUCGACGAGCACGAUAAGAUCUCCGUGCUGGCCGUGGCGGACGCCGUGCGGACUUGCUCCCUGGACCAGUGCUACAAAACGUUCCUGUCUCCCGCCACCAGCGAGACCAAGAGGAAGAUGUCCGCCUUCGUGAGCAGCGUCAAGUCCCUGGACAGCCCCACCCAGCACUCGGUGGCCUUUCACAAGGCCUUCCAGCUCCUUCGCAGCACCAGCAACAGCACCAGGUUCCAAGCAAACACAGACAUGGUCAUCAUCUACCUGUCCGCCGGCACCACAUCAAAGGACUCUCCGGAGGAAGAUAAGAAGGCGACGCUGCGUGUCAUCAACGAGGAAAAUAGCCUCCUAAACAACUCCGUAAUGAUCCUCACCUACGCCCUCAUGAACGAUGGGGUGACUGGUUUGAAAGAGCUGGCUUUCCUGAGAGACCUGGCUGAGCAGAACUCGGGGAAGUACGGGGUCCCGGACCGGACGGCCUUGCCCGUGAUCAAGGGCAGCAUGAUGGUGCUGAACCAGCUGAGUAACCUGGAAACCACCGUGGGCAGGUUCUACACCAACCUUCCCAACCGCAUGAUCGACGAAGCCGUCUUUAGCCUCCCCUUCUCUGACGAGAUGGGAGACGGUUUAAUCAUGACCGUGAGCAAACCCUGUUAUUUUGGAAACCUCCUUCUGGGGAUCGUGGGUGUGGACGUGAACCUGGCUUACAUCCUUGAAGACGUGACUUAUUACCAAGACUCCCUGGCUUCCUACACGUUUCUCAUCGAUGACAAAGGAUAUACCCUCAUGCAUCCAUCUCUUACCAGGCCCUACUUACUCUCAGAGCCUCCUCUUCAUACUGACAUCAUUCACUACGAAAAUAUCCCCAAAUUUGAGCUGGUGCGGCAAAACAUCCUCAGCCUCCCGCUGGGCAGCCAGAUCAUUGCCGUGCCGGUCAAUUCGUCCCUGUCCUGGCACAUCAGCAAGCUGCGGGAAGCUGGGAAGGAGGCCUACAACGUGAGCUACGCCUGGAAAAUGGUGCAAGAUACUUCAUUCAUUCUCUGCAUUGUUGUGAUACAACCGGAAAUCCCUGUCAGACAGCUGAAGAAUCUCAACACCGUCCCGAGCAGCAAGCUGCUCUACCACCGCUUGGACCUCCUGGGGCAGCCCAGCGCCUGUCUGCACUUCAAACAGCUGGCGACCCUCGAAAGUCCCACCGUCAUGCUGUCGGCCGGCAGCUUCUCCUCCCCCUACGAACACCUCAGCCAGCCGGAGACGAAGCGCAUGGUGGAGCACUACACCGCCUACCUCAGCGACAACACCCGCCUCAUCGCCAACCCGGGCCUCAAAUUCUCUGUCAGGAAUGAAGUCAUGGCGACCAGCCACGUCACAGAUGAAUGGAUGACACAGAUGGAAAUGAGUAGCCUGAACCCGUACAUUGUCCGCCGUUACAUAGCAACGCCCAAUGGUGUCCUCAGAAUUUACCCGGGCUCCCUCAUGGACAAAGCAUUUGAUCCCACUAGGAGACAAUGGUACCUGCACGCCGUCGCUAACCCCGGCCUGAUUUCUCUCACUGGCCCUUACUUAGAUGUCGGAGGAGCUGGCUAUGUCGUGACCAUCAGUCACACGAUUCAUUCUUCCAGCACCCAGUUGUCUUCCGGGCACACCGUUGCCGUGAUGGGGAUUGACUUCACACUCAGGUACUUCUACAAGGUCCUGAUGGACUUGUUACCAGUCUGCAACCAAGAUGGUGGCAACAAAAUCAGGUGCUUCAUCAUGGAGGACAGGGGCUACCUGGUGGCGCACCCCACCCUCAUCGACCCCAAGGGCCACGCGCCCGUGGAGCAGCAGCACAUCACGCACAAGGAGCCCCUGGUCGCCAAUGACAUCCUGAACCACCCCAACUUUGUCAAGAAGAAUCUGUGCAACAGCUUCAGCGACCGAACAGUGCAGAGAUUCUACAAGUUCAACACCAGCCUGGCGGGGGAUCUGACGAACCUGGUCCACGGCAGCCACUGCUCCAAGUACAGACUGGCGCGGAUCCCGGGCACCAACGCGUUCGUGGGCAUCGUCAACGAAACGUGCGACUCUCUCGCCUUCUGCGCCUGCAGCAUGGUGGACCGGCUCUGUCUCAACUGCCACCGAAUGGAGCAAAAUGAGUGUGAAUGUCCCUGUGAGUGCCCCCUGGAGGUGAACGAGUGUACCGGCAACCUCACCAACGCGGAGAACCGAAACCCGAGCUGUGAGGUCCACCAGGAGCCAGUGACGUACACCGCCAUGGACCCGGGCCUCCAGGACAGUCUGCCCCAGUGUGUCAACAGCCGGUGCGGCCAGAGGCUGGAGAGCGGGGACUGCUUUGGUGUGCUGGAUUGUGAAUGGUGCAUGGUGGACAGCGACGGGAAGACUCACCUGGACAAAUCCUACUGCGCCCCCCAGAAGGAAUGCUUCGGUGGCGUUGUGGGAGCCAAAAGUCCUUACAUCGACGACGUGGGAGCAAUCGGGGACGAGGUGGUCACCUUGAACAUGAUCAAAAGCGCCCCCGUGGGCCCCGUGGCCGGGGGCAUCAUGGGCUGCGUCAUGGUCCUGGUCCUGGCCGUGUACGCCUACCGCCACCAGAUCCACCGGCGCAGCCACCAGAGCAUGUCUCCGCUGGCCGCCCAAGAAAUGUCGGUGCGAAUGUCCAACCUGGAGAACGACCGAGAUGAAAGGGACGACGACAGCCACGAAGACCGAGGCAUCAUCAGCAACACCCGCUUCAUCGCCGCCGUCAUCGAGCGGCACGCACACAGCCCUGAGAGGAGGCGUCGCUACUGGGGGCGCUCGGGGACCGAGAGCGACCACGGCUACAGCACCAUGAGCCCGCAGGAGGACAGCGAGAACGCGCCGUGCAACAGCGACCCCUUGUCGGCGGGGGUGGACGUGGGCAACCACGAGGAGGACUUGGACCUGGACACGCCGCCGCAGACGGCCGCCCUGCUCAGCCACAAGUACCACCACUACCGCCUGCACCACCCCACGGUGCACCACAGCCAUCACCUGCAGGCGGCCGUGACGGUGCACACGGUGGACGCGGAGUGUUAGCGCCCCCAGCGGGCGCCGGGAGCAUCGUCCCGCCGGGGCCGCAGCCGGGUCCAGGGCCAAGAGACGCGCUACCCUCCCGGCGGGGGGGCCCCAGGUUCUGAGCCCAGAGAGGCCACCAGCCCCCUGGCACCCCCGCACGGAGGGGCACCCCAGACGGACGCUGCUGCAGGAGACAGCGGCUCAGCCCAGCUGCGCCCCCGGAGUGCUCCAAGCAAGGGGAAGCGUCAGCGCCCCCAGCCCCCCUGAAACCUGCCCUCCCGGGGCUGAAGGUUGGUGCAUGCCCCUUGCAGCAUCCCUGCACCCCACGUGCUGUUUGGAACUCGUGUUAAGCUCGAAAUGACGCAUCUCGAAAUUUCUAAGUAAAGGAUUAUUUUUCUACUAUUUAUUGAACUUUCACUCUCAAGACUUGGGGGGGGGGCGGCGGAAGGCUGCACGCAGUGGUCCCGCCCAUCUCCCCGUACCCCCGCAGGGACCCCGCGUGGUUCCGAGUGUGACGAUGUGAUGAUUAACCUGUGUCCCCCUGGCCACCCACCCAACCCACCCGUCUCGCCCCACGGCCUGCCCCGCACCGUGGGGACGUUCGAACGCUCACUCCGCUCCUCCUUAAACGUUUGAGUCCAUUUUCUCCAGACCAUUUUGCUAAACUCAUGCAAACACCGUUUUGGCUAAAUGAGGUUUUGUUUUUUUUUUUUUUUGGUCUUCGUCAGAGGUGGGGAAGGGCCAAGAAGCCCAAGUUUUUUGUUGUGAUUUUAAUUUUGUUUUGUUUAAAGGAACGUCUGUUUCUUUUAAAAUCUCAUUUCCACUCGCCUUCCAACUCUUUGCUUGGGUUUCCACGAAACCUAAUAUUGUAAUAACGUCCCCCCUCCCACCCAGCCUUCCAGCUCAGGGAGACUGGGGCGCAUUCUCCAGGCGUUAGAGACUUCUAAAGGGUCAAAUGGCCCAUGUUGAUUCUGAGAAUGUUGAACGCGACCGGGAAGUUUUUAAAAUUUGAAACUUAGAUUCUUAAAGAUUUCUUUUGAAAUCGUAGCUGAAAGCUGCUGCCAUUUAAUCCCAGAAGUUCCCGACCCCCGCUGCUUUGUGAAGGUGUGCAGAGGGGGACGGAGUCCGUGCCGUGGGCAUUGUAAUUUUAAAGUAGUGUUUUCAUUACAGUGAUGUAUCCUAGAUUCACACCUUGUGGUUCAAAUAUGUUAUAAAGACCUUCUUGCACCGUGUGUGUGGUAAAUCGCUGUUUCUAUGUAGUUGGGGUGGGGGAGGGAAGUCACUGAAUAAUAUUUUAAUGGUAGGGUAUUACCGUAUCAUGUAAAAAACAAUUGGUUUCUCGGCAGUACAGGAAGUCAGCUGUGUGCUCUCAGAAACCCCUUCCUACUAUGUAUAAAAUUUCAGUCUAGUGAAAUAAACUAUGAACG